AUGUCGCCCGAUUACGAGAAAGCACGCUUAAAGAUCUAUAAGGCGCACGAUGAAGACCCGAACAAGCACACAACCAGCGACGGGAAAGAGGUACCUUAUGAGACGCAUUAUGCAGAGCAAAUGGAGUCCUACCUAGCGAAACGAGCGCCAGAUGCCUCGGACGUCCUCAAGCUCGCAGUUUGUGGGCAGCAUUUCCGCCGAUGGGAGGUGCCUCGCGACAAAUACCCCAUGACGCGAAUUGGCUACCAUACCUGGCGAACUCACCUCAAAAAGCGACAGGCACAGCUGGUGGGGCAGAUACUUGACGAGUGUGGUUACCCUCUGACUGACACGAAGAGGUGCAUGGCUCUGAUCGAGAAAGAAGGACUAAAGCAAGGCGAGGAGGAAGUGCAGGUGCUGGAGGAUGUCGCUUGCCUUGUCUUUCUGGAUGAUCAGUUCGAUGAGUUCAAGGAAAAGCAUGAUGAGGAAAAGAUUGUCAACAUCUUGAAGAAGACAUGGGUGAAGAUGUCAAAGGAAGGGCAAGAUUUGGCGUUGCAGAUUCCCAUGACGGACGAAUGCAAGGCACUUGUGCAGAAGGCCUUGAGCGGCUGA
Molecule: messenger RNA, 591 nt
Organism: Baudoinia panamericana UAMH 10762
Lineage: Eukaryota; Fungi; Ascomycota; Dothideomycetes; Mycosphaerellales; Teratosphaeriaceae
Exons: 1
Coding region: 1-591 (196 amino acids)
Source: RefSeq, a predicted model, not a curated record